AUGAAGAUUGACACAAGCCUGAGCAUGCCGCAGCUGCCCGAGGCACUGUCUCACACUGGGCUGCAGUUCACUGUAGCCACAGAAGAGGACUUUGAGGACAUCAUGGCUAUGAGCCAGGACAUCUAUGGAGGUCUGGAUUACCUGCCCACACGAUACACCAGCUGGCUGCAGGAGACCAAUCGCAUCGUAAUCCUGGCCCGCAAGCACGGGAAAGUGAUCGCCCUGGAGUCCGUAUGUGUGAUCGAUGGAGGGGAGACAGUGCUGGUGGAAGGGCUGCGGGUGGCCCCUCAGGAGCGAGGCAAAGGGGUGGCAGGAGUCCUGCUGCGCUUCUGCUCAGAGCUGGUCAAAUCCAGGUUUCCUGAAGUGAAAGUAACCCGUCUGACCCGGGAUGACCAGCUGGGGCCUAAAGACUACCAGAAGUAUCGCAUCAUCACCAAACAGGGGAUUCUGCUGGUGCGCUUCAGGGCUGAGGAUCUGAAACAGCGUCUGUCAGAGUUGGGUGUUGGUGAAGACCUGCACUACCCUGUCAUCAACUCCUCUCAGCACGCAGCCCCUCUGCGCUUGGACCACCCCACCAUCCAGCGCCUGUUCCUGGGUACAGACCUGAUGCAGCCCAUUCUGCCUAAUGCCACCAUCAUCCAGGACUGGCAGCCCUUCAAGCUUCUAUCCAGCAACAUGGCCAUCCUGUUCAAGAAAGACAUCGACUGGAUGGUGGACGACCUGAGCAACCCCAGUGUGGCCAGCCUGUGCACCUUCCCCUUCAGUGUGCCCAUAGGAGACGACUGGUACUACCUGAACAUCGACAUGUUUGGCAAAGACGUGGGCCUGGUGCGGCAGCAGUUCCUGGGUCACCUCCAGAGGCACACCUCUUCUCUGAAGGGUCAUGUGAUGUGCCAGAUGUUCCUGGAGCCGCAGCUGUGGGAGAGCAUGGCCCACUUCUGUCAGCACACUCUGGGCGUGGAGCUGGUCAAGGAGUACAGGGAGCAGUGUGUGGUGGAGGCCGACAUAAUCUAG
Boleophthalmus pectinirostris (great blue-spotted mudskipper) is the source of this 1014-nucleotide messenger RNA. RefSeq names its product N-acetyltransferase 16 (gene nat16). The record is from RefSeq and is a predicted model, not a curated record. Bases 1 to 1014 code for a protein of 337 amino acids. Gene Ontology annotation, molecular function: acyltransferase activity, transferring groups other than amino-acyl groups. The transcript is spliced from 4 exons. NCBI's taxonomy places the organism in Eukaryota, Metazoa, Chordata, Actinopteri, Gobiiformes, Gobiidae.